Molecule: messenger RNA, 1042 nt
Organism: Charadrius vociferus (killdeer)
Lineage: Eukaryota; Metazoa; Chordata; Aves; Charadriiformes; Charadriidae
Product: cytochrome c-type heme lyase
Exons: 6
Coding region: 12-830 (272 amino acids)
Biological process (GO): cytochrome c-heme linkage
Cellular component (GO): mitochondrion
Molecular function (GO): holocytochrome-c synthase activity
Source: RefSeq, a predicted model, not a curated record
GGGCAAAAGCCAUGGGUCUGUCUGCGUCCUCCCCGGCUGCUGCGGGUCAGUCGCCAAAUGCGCCCAAGCAACAUCACACGGCGUCUCUGCCUUCAGAAUGUCCUAUGCACCAGGAAAAAAUGAGUGGUUGUCCAAUGCACAUGAAGACUCCUGAUCACAGAACUGAGAACACAGAUGAUGUUCCUGCACAUCAGGAAAGAGCGUAUGAAUUUGUAGCAUGUCCGGUGACAUCUGGUGCAUCUCAAGUGAAAGAUGACAUAGAUCCUAGCAACAUGAUGCCUCCUCCUAAUCAGCAGCCAUCCCCAGAUCAACCGUUUCCAUUGUCAACUGUUAGAGAAGAAUCUUCCAUUCCUAGAGCGCAUUCUGACAAGAAAUGGGUCUACCCUUCAGAGCAAAUGUUCUGGAAUGCUAUGCUAAGAAAAGGGUGGAGGUGGAAAGAUGAUGACAUAACAGGUGAAGACAUGACCAAUAUCAUUAAGAUUCACAACCAAAAUAAUGAGCAAGCUUGGAAGGAGAUUUUGAAGUGGGAAGCUCUUCAUGCUGGGGAAUGUCCAUGUGGACCGUCACUGAUGCGGUUUGGAGGCAAAGCAAAGGAAUAUUCACCAAGAGCCAGAAUACGUUCAUGGAUGGGAUAUGAACUUCCCUUUGACAGACAUGAUUGGAUUGUUGACCGAUGCGGAAAAGAAGUGCGAUACGUUAUUGAUUACUAUGAUGGUGGAGCAGUAGAUAAGAACUACCAGUUCACUAUCCUGGAUGUUCGCCCUGCAUUUGAUUCUCUCUCGGCUGUAUGGGACAGAAUGAAGGUAGCUUGGUGGCGGUGGACUUCAUAACUAUUCCUGUGGUGUGUAGUCGAAAAGUAAACCACUUUCCUCCUAGACGAAGGAUAAGUGAAUAGUAGGACUUGAAACAGAAGUUCACUGCAACUGUCAUUAUUUUCAUCAUCACCACUGUUCUUUGGGGUGGGAAGGGAGGAUGGGGAGAUCUGUUGUGAAGUACACUGGUGCUUUAUGGUGUUUUGAGUUAAAUAAUAAAGUUAUAGUAG